Bombyx mori (domestic silkworm) is the source of this 9264-nucleotide messenger RNA. RefSeq names its product phospholipid-transporting ATPase ABCA3. Gene Ontology annotation, biological process: transmembrane transport; lipid transport. Bases 220 to 5325 code for a protein of 1701 amino acids. The transcript has 29 exons. Gene Ontology annotation, cellular component: intracellular membrane-bounded organelle; membrane. The record is from RefSeq and is a predicted model, not a curated record. Gene Ontology annotation, molecular function: ATP hydrolysis activity; lipid carrier activity; ABC-type transporter activity. NCBI's taxonomy places the organism in Eukaryota, Metazoa, Arthropoda, Insecta, Lepidoptera, Bombycidae.
UAUCUAUAGUUUGAGUAGAAGGCGGUACAUACCUACAUUGUUUAAAUUUAUUUUAUUUAUAAUUAUUGAUCUAUUUAUGUAUGAAGAAGUGUUAAACGUUGAGUAUCUUUUUUUAGAUCUAUGAAAUUAAAUAGCUAUAAAUAAUAUAACAUGCCGCUCUAAUCGCUAGUUAAAAAUUGGUUCGAGACAAAUACAAUUUUCAUUACUGAUAGGUGUACAAUGUCAGCUGUUGCAAAACUCAAACUUCUCAUCUGGAAAAAUGUUCUUCUCCAAAAAAGACACAAGUGGCAAACCAUUUUUGAAAUAGCAUCACCAGUUAUAUUUUCUUUAUUUUUAAUAUUAACAAGAUGCCUCGUAGACCCAAAAUCUAAACCUGCUAUUACUUAUUCACCAUUUCAACCAACAUAUCUCAACAUUACUGGUAGAAACCUAGGAAAUUUAACAGCAGCUAAAACAGGAACACUUGCAUUCUCUCCAGAAAACCCUUUAACAAGAAAUGUUGUAAGGGAUGCUAUUGCAAUGGUUGCAAAUGACAACUUAAGUUUCCUUUUUACUUUUAUAUUUGACUCAAAUAUUCUACCUCAGCCUAAAGGAUAUAAGAAUGCUAAAGAUAUGGAACUGGCACUUACACAACCCAAUGCAAUGAAUCAAAUUUUAGUUGGAAUCCAAUUUGAUGAUGUAAUGGCCAAUGCUACAGAAUGGCCUGAAAACAUAACUGUAAGAUUUAGAUUUCCAGCUGUAAUGAGAACUCCGAUGAUUGAGCAUCCACUGAGAGCUAGUUGGAGGACUAAUUUACUCUUUCCAUUGUUUCCAAGGCCAGGGCCAAGAGAUGCAGACGAUAUGUAUGGUGGAAAAACUCCUGGAUAUUCACCAGAAAUGUUUUUAGCGGUACAGCAUGCAGUGUCACAAGAAAUAAUCAAACAAAAAACUGGUAAAGCUAUAAAUACCAAAGUAUACCUACAAAGAUUUCCUCAGGUGGCAUACAGAGAAGACGAAUUGUUGAUAGCUUUAGAGAGAUUUAUAUCUAUGAUAAUAAUGCUUUGCUUUGCCUACACAUUUGUGAACACCGUAAAAAUGGUAACAAAUGAAAAAGAAUUACAACUCAAGGAAACUAUGAUAAUAAUGGGUCUACCCUCAUGGCUCCAUUGGCUUGCUUGGUUUAUAAAACAAUUCUCAUUUCUUUUAAUAUCAGUACUUCUAAUUGUGAUCUUGCUAAAGAUUCCUUUUAAUCACACUGAAGAUGGUCAAGGCUACUCUGUGCUCACAUUUACACCUUGGUCUGUUCUAUUUUUCUUUAUGGUGCUUUACGUGAUGGCAUCACUUGCAUUUUCUUUCAUGAUCAGCGUCUUUUUCAAUAAAGCCAACACCGCCUCUUCGUUUAUGGGUCUGGCGUGGUUUUCUACUUAUGCCGUUUUCAUGUUGACGCAAGUGCUGUACGAAGAUAUAAGUCUUACUACAAAAUUACUUCUUAGUCUUAUAUCGAAUACCGCCAUGGGUUACGCCUUCCAGAUGAUUAUAAUGUGUGAAGGCACAUCCAGAGGACUUCAAUGGAACGAGUUUUUCUCUCCAAUAUCAUAUCACGACAAAUUUCAACCGGGGCAUGUUAUGUUGAUGUUGAUGCUGGACACAAUAUUGUACAUGUUAAUUGCUAUGUAUGUCGAAAAAAUACGACCGGGGAAAUUCGGUGUACCGAUGCCGUGGUAUUUUCCAUUCACGAAAAAAUUUUGGUCGACAAAUAAGUCGAGGAUCGCUGCUGCAAAAACGGAAGAAUCUAGCGAUACAGCGUACCAUGAUGCUCUCCUGAAAGUUGUUCACGACGAAGAACCUAAAGAUUCGCCCGUAGGUGUCGACAUUCAAAAUCUCACAAAGGUUUAUAAAGGCAGAAAGGCGGCCGUUGAUAAUUUAACGUUAAGAUUAUAUGAAAACGAAAUCACCGUAUUGCUCGGUCACAAUGGGGCUGGCAAAACUACAACGAUAUCGAUGUUAAUCGGUAUGAUUCCUCCGACCUCCGGUACGGCUACGAUAAGCGGCUACAAUAUAGUUACGGAAACUGAAAUGGCACGUAGUUCUAUAGGCAUAUGUCCGCAGCACAAUGUCCUCUUCCCCGAUCUUACUGUAGCGGAGCACAUAGAAUUUUACGCAAGAUUAAAAGGAGUUUCGAACAAUGAAAUCCAGAAAGAGGUUGAUCAUUUCGUCAAACUUCUUGAGCUUGAGGAAAAAAGGCACGCGGCGGCGUCGAGUCUGUCUGGCGGGCAGAAGCGGCGGCUGUCGGCGGGCUGCGCGCUGUGCGGGCGCUCGCGCGUGGUGCUGCUGGACGAGCCCACGUCGGGCCUGGACCCGGCGGCGCGGCGCGCGCUGUGGGACCUGCUGCAGCGCGAGAAGCGCGGCCGCACCGUGCUGCUGACCACGCACUUCAUGGACGAGGCGGACGUGCUGGCCGACCGCGUGGCCGUGCUCGCCGCCGGCCGCCUGGCCUGUCUGGGCUCCCCCUACUUCCUCAAGCGCCACUACGGACUCGGCUACAAGCUCGCGCUCGUCAAGGACGCCGCCUGCCAAGUCGAUCUUGUUACAGAAUUCUUCAAAACAUACAUCCCGGAUAUAAAGGAAAAUACUAAUAUAGGAUCGGAACUGACUUACAUCCUACCUAACGAAUAUGUUAGUAAAUUUCCCGACAUGUUCAAAGAUUUAGAAGAAAAAAGAGAAUUGUUGAAAAUAUCUAGUUAUGGUCUGUCAUUGGCCAGCCUCGAAGAAGUGUUUAUGAAAGCUGGUGCAGAAUAUAGUACAGAAAACGAGCCUAAAAGAAACCAUCACAACAUAGUUCCUUAUAGCGAUGAUGCUAUUGCGCCCAUAGAAUCUCAAAAUUAUAGUCAUCUCGAUUCUUCGGAGAAAGUCCGUGGUUUUAAACUUCUCAAAAAUCAUAUAAAAGCAAUGUUUUUGAAGUUAGCAUACAACACUAUGAGGAAUAAACUGGUGGCUUUUAUACAAUUUGUGAGCCCCGUGAUCAAUAUAAUACUUUCUGUUAUAAUUUCGAGAUCCUGGAAGUUCCUUUCGCAACUACCCCCACUAACGCUUCGUUUAGAGAGCGGAUUUAAAACCACUCAAACUCUAAUAUCACAAAUUCUUAAUAUAACAGAAGAGAGUAUAGAAGCCAGAGCUCUGAAGGCCUAUAAAAACUACUUUAAGCUCUCCACUUAUCCUGGAAUGACUUUGACGGACAUUGGUACAAUGGACAUGGGAAAAUUUUACUUCAAGCUGAGUGAUUCCGAUCUUCCUCGCGUAAAAUACGAAACAUUGGUCGGCGCUACAUUUGGCCAAAACAAAAUAACUGCUUGGUUCAGUAAUUAUGGAUACCACGAUUCUGCUAUCUCGCUCGCACUUGUGAAUGACGCCAUACUGCGUGCCCUGUCGCCUGGAAGUUCCUUGAGAAUCGUCAACUUUCCACUGCCGUAUUCGAUAGAAAACCUGGUUGAAGUAAUGGCUACCGGUAGCAGCAUGGGAUUUCAAUUCGCAUUUAAUAUUGGAUUCUGUAUGGCUUUCGUGACUUCGUUUCUCGUCCUUUUUUCGGUUAAAGAGCGGCGUAGCGGGGCCAAGCUCUUGCAGCGCGUGUCGGGCGUGCGGCCGGCCGUCCUGUGGCUCAGUGCGCUUGUGUGGGACUGGCUGUGGCUGUUCCUCAUCUACUUGUGUAUUGUCUUUACUCUCGCUUGUUUCCACGAGAAGACGCUCUCCACGCCUCAGGAAUUAGGGCGGGUGUUACUAGUUCUCGUAGUGUUUUCACUGGCAAUAAUACCAAUACACUAUCUGGCAUCAUUCUACUUUGACUCUGCUGCGACUGGAUUUUCGAAAAUGUGCUUCGUCAACGUAUUCAGUGGUUGUAUGCCGUUUUUAAUUACUGAAGUAUUAAGAUUACCACAAGUCGCAAGUCCUUUUUAUGCACAUCUGUUUGAUUGGAUUUUUUCGCCGCUACCUAUUUAUUGUAUCAGCCGGAGUUUCAGAGACAUGAGUGUAUCGUCAUUUUCAUUGUUGGCCUGCGAAGGCCUCUGCGACCAAUUACGUAUUGAGAAUUGCACACGACACACAAUAUGCAACCAGCUCAACCUUACCGUGUGUUGUAUUGAAGACGAUCCUUUUAUGAAAUGGAGCGAACCUGGAAUCGGAAGAUACUUGUUUACUAUGUUCGCUGUCGGUACAGUAACGUUCAGCAUACUACUCGUGAAGGAAUAUGAACUUCUUGCCAAGCUCAUGUACAAACCUCGUGAUAAAAUGUCGCAAACGAAAACCUCUGUAGAGGAGGCAGUCGAAGACGAUGACGUCGCCACGGAGAGACGGCGCGUACUGGCAUUGUCGCGUAAUGAGGUCACCGCGUUCAGCCUCGUGUGUCGCGAGCUGAGCAAGCGCUACCGGCGCCUCGUAGCCGUCGACCGACUCACGUUCGCGGUGCGCGGCGGAGAGUGCUUCGGCCUGCUCGGAGUCAACGGCGCCGGCAAGACCAGCACCUUCCGCAUGCUGACCGGCGACGCACGCGUGUCGGACGGCGACGCGCUCGUGCACGGACACUCGGUGCGAGCACAUGUGCAGGACGUGCACCGCCUCAUUGGUUAUUGCCCCCAGUUCGACGCAUUAUUCGAUAACCUUACUGCGAGAGAGACCCUCCAGAUCUUUUGUUUGUUACGCGGUAUACCUCAGCGAGUUGGUGAUGUACUUGCUCAUCGUCUCGCUGUUGAACUGGGAUUUGUCGUACACUACGAUAAAAAGGUUCAUGAGUGCAGCGGUGGAACAAAAAGAAAAAUAAGUACUGCUGUAGCUUUGUUAAGCGCUUCGUCGUUAGUUUUCCUGGAUGAACCAACAACAGGCAUGGAUCCUGCGUCGAAGCGGCUCGUGUGGCGCGGCAUCAGCAGCGCGGUGGGCGGCGGGCGCAGCGUGGUGCUGACGUCACACAGCAUGGAGGAGUGCGAGGCUCUCUGCUCCAAGCUCACCGUCAUGGUCAACGGCAGGCUCUGCUGUCUCGGCUCGCUGCAACAUCUCAAGAGCAAAUUCUCGCAGGGCUAUACGAUUGUUAUUAAAUGUCGAUCGGGAACUGACAGGGAUAGCGAUAUCACACGCAUCGACCAAUAUAUGAAGAAAAAUUUCAAUGAAGUUAAACUCGUCGAGACGUACCUGGGCAUGAGCACGUACCACGUGUCGUCGGCGGGGCUGCCGUGGUGGCGCGUGUUCAGUGCGCUCGAACUAGCGCGGGACUCGCUGCCGCUUGAUGACUACUCGGUCGCGCAGACAACACUCGAGCAAGUUUUUCUCGCAUUUACAAACCAACAGCGUUCACUAGAUUAAUUUAUUUUUUCAAUCAAUACAAAACACUAUGAUUGUGUAACCAACUUACCAAAUUAAUUAUUAUCAGCUUAAUAAAAAGUUUAUAAGAAAGUCUCAAGAGAGAAGACUUGUGGCAUGGUACUGUAAUUAUAACUUAAGCAGCUAAUUAGACACUAAAAUCCUAUAAUAUACAGGUGCGGGUUAUUUUUCAUAAAAUAGAAACGAGGUAUACAAAGAAAUGCAUGUAACUUUCUAUAAUUUGUAACAAUAACAUAUUUUUUUUCAAGUAAUUGGCCUGAGAAUUGUAAUAUAAUUAUUGGAUUAAUUAAUAAUAAAAAUACAUUUGAAAAUUCGUGUAUUAAGAACAAUGAACUUGUUGGACGUGGAGUAAACAUUUUACCUCUAUCGAAUUUAUUCUGAUGCUGUAGCAAAGGUUAUCGGGCCUUUUGCAAAAUCUUAUGUUAUUUUUUAAUUUUGUUGUCAUAACUUGCCAUACAGAUUACAACAAAAACGUUCUCCGUUCCGUGGUGGAAUGUUUAUAAUCGAUUUAAGAUCUUUAAUAGGCCAAAUAGUACUUAUCCAUUUUCAAACAGGAUGUCUUUUCGAAUUUCUCAUAUUGAAUCAAUUUUUUUUAUAUCAAAUAUUUUUACAGGUCGGUUCUGUUAAUAUCUAUCUGUCCACUCGACAUAUGGUUACUUUAUAUGUUAGAUGCUUCGAUCAACAAUAGUAACUAGAUAAAGGGAUACGUACAAAAUUAAAGCAAAAACUGUCCGCGUGAAUAUAUACUUAUAUAGCUACAUUCGUUUACUAACAAACGGAGAAAAAAGUUUUGAAACACUUUUACGUUCAAACUAAUAACAACUAUGGCACCUAGUAAUAAAGUCACAAAUCUCCAAAACAUUAUCUAAUACUUACGAUCUUUCGUCACAUAAAACCAGCAAAGCAAUAAAUUACUCCUGUCACUUACCAAUAAAAAGACAUAUUUUAAACAACUUUUAAUGUUAAAUCAAUCUUAACUAGCAACAAAUAAAGUAACUUUUCCCUUAAUUGCUCUGAGAACUAACAUCGUUUUGCUUUAUUUAUUUUUGCUUCUUGAAAUGCCGAUUUGUAUUUACUACAGGAGGUAAGGGAGUCGCGCUUAACACUAAAAUAAUUUAUUAAUGAAUUAAAGUAAUAGUUUAGUUGUUUACUUUUUAUGUUUUGGAAAUGUAUGUUUGUUAGUAUCUAUACAUUACUUAUUAUUUUAUUAGCGUUACGUUUUUGUGUAAUAUAUAUUUUUAAGUUUUCGCGACCAGUGCACAUAAUAAAACAACGUUUAAACGGUUUCAAGCGUGGUAUUUUUAUUACAAUGUUUCGGCCACGUUUCAGUAGCCGUGAGAACGGAAGGCAAAGAUGUCCAGUGUCAAUAAGCGGAGAUCUUAGCUGGCUUAUAAAAGUCAUCUCUUGUUUCUCUGGCGACAAUCGAGAUCCAUUCUGCACACGUGAUUGCUAGGAAAGCUAAAAUAAAAAUGGAAAGCUAAGUAUCUAAUGAGAGUCUAACAAACAGACACAAAAGCAGCAUUAACCAAUUUUAACCAACUAAUUUUGAAGUGCUGCUAACAAAUUUUAAAAAAUUAUUACAACACAAAUCUACUCCAUGCAUUUACUGUUCUGUUAAGCAAAAGUUUGUCCAUGUGUUGGCUGAGCCUUGGCCAACAUUUGUAGCGGUGGUUAAAAAUCGGUAAUUUUGUUCAAAAUUUAAUAUUAUUUAUAAGUUUAAAGCUUACAAUAUAGUUUAUACUUCAUGUACUUACCGAAAGUAAGAUAUUCCGGCCGUUAAAUUGCUUUUUCGGGCCUUAUUUUUGCAACUUUUGAAUACACACUGCGGUAUUGUGAGACGGGUUGACAUUGGCUGUGUUUGAAGAGAACUAAACAAAAUAAGAGCUCACAUUUCAAGUGCGCUGUUAUUUGACGAGACGGAUUUUAUGCACUGACCCGAAAUCUAGUUACUAUUGUUGAUCGAAGGUUAGAUGUUUUGAAAUCCCCUGAAUACAUAGAACUGUUAAUUGGUGGCAAGUUGUUAUUUUUUUUUAACAGUUCUGAAAAAAGGCAUUAUUGUUUGUCACGAAUCUUAAUCGUCCAUCGAUAAUAACAGAGACAGAGAUUUCCGAAAAAUCUUUUCGAUUUGUCUAUAUUAAAUUUUAACAAUUAAGGAUUUCGAUUUUUUUAAUUCAAAUUAACGCAGACAAUCCCUACCCAGCAUUGAUUGUUAAGAAUUACUAAUAACAGUACUGGCAAUACAGAUUUACAUGUCAUCGUAUUUAUUUAUCUUGGGUAAGUGAACUGGGGAAUUCCCCUUUUAUAUCCGACUUUGUCGAUUAAACUGUAUACCCAAUAGACUUUUAUAAAUAUAUUUUUAACAAAAAUAUAGACUACCGUUAUUAUUAUGAGUAAUUACAUGUUUAAGUAAAUUAACAAUGGAUGAAUUUUCGUAAAUUGAUAGAUAAGUCAUCUGUUUAGAAUCACAAUAAAUGCUCAAAUAACAAAGUAUAAGAAAUAACGCUUGGGUGCUAUUCACAAAAACACAUCUUAAAGAAUAAUUCAAAAACAGAUCCUGACCUCGUUUCCUGAAAGGAACUUAAAUGAACCAAUAUACAAUUCAUCUAAAUUGAAAUUAGGCUAAAUGAGACUGUGGUACGAUGUUUAUUGACUAAUCAUCUUCAAUUAAUACAAUAGAGUCAGAAAUUAAUUAUGUAUGUAUUUGACAUCCUAGCCAUAAUUAAUACUACAGUUUAAUCUCACGUUUUGUAUCGUCAUUAAAUUAUUUCCGACCUUCCGAAUACGUUAAAGUUUUCGUGGUCACUGACGAAUAAGAUAUUAUUCGUCGAUAUUUGAAUGUUAAGCAGACUGACUAAAAGUAGUCUUAAUUAUGACUACGAUUUGUGAAAACCGAAGAAAAUCCGAGAAAUAAUUUGUUUUACUGACAUAACUAUAAUAUAAUAUUUUCAAUAUACGGACUCUUUAGUAAGAUUUUAAUUAUAGUAGAUACAGAUUAUUUAUCAGAACUUUUACAAGUAAUACUGAAUUUAUUAUUUUUAAUUACAUUCAUAAUAUAUGUAGUUAAGAUAUUAAUAGUACGUACAGCUCGACCAAGCUAAGUGUGCACCUCGCAUCGAUUACGUCACACUGCCACUUAGGUAUGGUCUGAAAAAAGGAUUCGCUAUGACUUUAAAAAUGUAAACAAAUGUUUGUUAUAUUUUACUUUGCAUUUAUUGUUUUUAACAAUAUAUUGUCCAUAGGUACAUUAGAAUAUAGCGAAAUCGUGUUUUUGUAUUAAGACUACCCGGGCAUUCUUGCACUUUUUAAAUUUGUAUCCCAAUUGCUCGGUAAUAAUUUUCCUUUAUGUUUCUUUUUCAGGAUUAUGUUUCUCCCUUCACUGUGUAUCACCUUUCCUUUCCUUUCAUUUUGUUGCCCAUUGCUCGAAGUAAAAAAAAUGAACGUUAUCCGUUCAGGUAACAACAGUUCAACAAAAACUUAACAAAAAUAGUCCAAUAAUAUAACUAAACUUCAACAAAAAACCUAACAAGAACAGUUAAAAAAUUUAAAAUUCAACGUAUAGGGAGACGAAAACUCGUAUGACGCGUGUCGGCGACAAAGACGCUAACCGUACUGACACGAAAGGACGAUCGCGGGAAGGUGAGCGGGGAAGCGGGCGGACGGCCGCAUUCCAGCGAGGUGCAAACUUAGCUUGGUCGAGUUGUAUGUGCUUAUUUUGUGUGUUUUUGCUUCGCUCAACAAUAAGUUUAUUAAUUGAUCGAAUAUGGUAGGAAUCUCUUAUUAUUAAUCUAAUCUUGCCACAUCUGUGUAUCCAGUCAGACUGUUGUGAUAAUAUUAUGUUGUAAGUAUAUACCUCCUAUAAAAUUAUAUUAAAGAAUAAAAUAACAAUUCAAUGUUUCAAAUUAAAAUAUUAAAAUGGUAAAA